Guillardia theta CCMP2712 is the source of this 366-nucleotide messenger RNA. RefSeq lists its product as hypothetical. Lineage: Eukaryota; Cryptophyceae; Pyrenomonadales; Geminigeraceae. Gene Ontology annotation, molecular function: protein binding. The record is from RefSeq and is a predicted model, not a curated record. The transcript is spliced from 2 exons. The annotation marks the transcript as partial.
GGGCAGGCUGGCUGGAUGCCCCGACACUCGCAUGCGGUCACCGUCUUCAAGGAGAGGCUGUGGCUGAUGGGAGGAUUCUCAGAGGAAGGGCACUCGCUCAACGACGUCUGGAGCAGCUCCGACGGGGGUGACGACUUGUACAACGAUGUCUGGCUCAGCACCAACGGCUCAGCCUGGCAGCUGGUCACCGGCAACGCUCCUUGGGCGAGGAGGAGAGGUUUUAGCCUCCUCGCCUUCCAGGACUCGCUGCUUGUCAUAGCAGGACACGCGCAGAAAGAGUUUGAGGGAGGUACGGAUGGCUUCUUGCAGAGCGACAUCUGGCAGUCCAAGGACGGGGCUGACUGGGUUGAGGCAGCCGCUCUUGCU